Molecule: messenger RNA, 2998 nt
Organism: Apis laboriosa (Himalayan honeybee)
Lineage: Eukaryota; Metazoa; Arthropoda; Insecta; Hymenoptera; Apidae
Product: zwei Ig domain protein zig-8-like
Exons: 6
Coding region: 1805-2632 (275 amino acids)
Biological process (GO): synapse organization
Cellular component (GO): neuron projection membrane
Source: RefSeq, a predicted model, not a curated record
AUCCUUGACGCGGGAGCAUCGUCGUUUCGAAACAGCCGCGACCUUCUCCUCCGUCGCGCGCGUUCCGUCAAAACGUCAAACGCCACUGCCGCUUCUCCGUUUUCUCCCUCUCUCUCCCGUCGUUCUCUGUUCAGGAGGAGGCGAUAUUCCGACCGUCGUGAUCGCGUGGACUGUGUGGAUUCUUUAUCCUCCUCUUUCUCCUUCUCCUUCUACAAGUUAUUUUUAAAAAUUGUGCACAAAGAAGAAGGGGAGAUCUGUGAGAGGGCGAGGUAGCUAGAAGAGGAUCAGUGAUGCAUGGUGAAUACGAGAAGAUCGAACAGCCUCGAACGAGAAAUGUGUUGCAGUGACGUAACACUGGGUGAAUCGUGAUUCGGUGAACCUGGAACGGGACAUGGAUGGAACAUUGACGACGAGGACACUCGCGUAAAAACGCGGUUCCAACCAUUUUUCAAAAAACCCUUCCCCUUCGAGAUACAGAGAUCCGAGAUCGAUCCACGAGAUCGAUUUUCGACGGGAGUGCACGCGCGAGUGGAUAACUCGAAGAGAGAGAGGGAGAGAGAAUCCAGAAAGUCCACCGAUCUAGAGAGGAUGCGUAGUAGUCGGCCACGAAUCUUUCAUGUGAUUUGCUCGGUGAACUGGCCGACGUAUCGGAUCAUCGUUCGCCGAGGCUGAAUCUCAUUCGAAUCUUGUCUGGAAAUCAACGUUGUUUCCCAUAUACACGAAAUUAAAUCGGCAAAUUAUUUCACGUCGUUUGACAAAAGGAAAUCUUCUUUCAUAGAAAAAAAUUUACAAGGCUUGUUGCGCGAGGAAAUCCAGACAGUGGGAAUUCGAUGGCGCGUCGAUGUUGAAGAGAAUCUUGUUUCCGGUGAUAAAAAAGAUCCUUUCGACCGCUCACAUUAUCACGAUUUGGCACACGAGGAGGAAAGAAAGAGGAACAUCGAAGAGGAAGGAAGGAAAUGUGUACGUUGCGCGACAAACAAGAUAAUUGAGUUUUCGAUCGAAAGGAAAGGAAUAUACAUAUACAUACAUAUAUAUAUAUAGGCAAGAUUCGAGGAAAGGAUGCGCUGGAGAAGGAGAAGGAAUGAUCGAUGGAACGUCUAGGUUGUCGGGGAAAUUACUUUAACGAGUUCGCCGCCUAAUGCAUUGCGAACGACUUUGCGGCGGUGAAUGCGGCGAGAGGCAUAAAAGCGUCGACCGACCGACCUCUCUCUGUCUCUCUCUCUCUCUCUCUUUCUCCUCCCUCCCCCCUUUCUCUCUAUUUCUCUUCGAUCUUAGGCCAGAGUGCAAACUGACGCCGUACCGCCACCCGUCCACGAAAUAACCCCUCUCUCUCCCCCCCUCCCCCGCCUUCCCUCCCUUCGUCCCACGUCGUUAAUUACAUUCAUUAGCGGGGUUUCUCGCGUCUACAAUCGGGGGUUUGUACGUUGUUACGUUACGUUACGUUACGUUAUACAUUUUCCACUGAAUAUUUUCAUCGAGUGAAUAAAACAUCGAGCUCGAGCGCGAGUUGUUUGUUGCUGUUUUUUUUUCUCUCCUCUUCCUUUUCUGAAGGAAAGAGGAAGAAGAGUGGAGGCGAAGAGUGGAAAGAGCGCGAGUGUAUGUCAUGAAGGUGUUGUAGCAAAGUGAUAGAUAGAAGUGGUGAAGUGCAAGGGAUUGCGAUUGAUCGCGCGAAAUGCCGCCCCGAUCGAGAAAGUGGUGAAGUUAGGGUGGUGAAGGAUGCGUGACACGGCGUGAAACGAUUGCGAAAUGCGUGUGAGAUAGUGUAUAUCGUCAAUAUGUGAAAGAACCUCGCCGAGGAAAAGCGAUGUCUACUUCUCUUCCCGUACUCGUCUGUUUUAUCAUUUCUUUUGGUGGUAUAGCGUCAUGUAUAAGAAAUUUUCGAACCGACUUUCUGGAGGAGUGGCCAACUCCCGGCACAGGGCCCCAUUUCGACACCUCGAUGCAGUCAAACUUCACCGGGUUGGUGGGGAAAACCGUGCAUCUAGUGUGCAAAGUGAAAAAUCUCGGGAAUCGUACGGUUUCCUGGGUGAGGCAUCGAGACAUACAUCUGUUGACGGUCGGCCGUUACACGUACACGAGCGACCAACGCUUCGAGGCGUUGCACCUUCCCCAUGCCGAGGAAUGGACGUUGAGGAUACGAUAUCCUCAGAAGAAGGAUUCCGGUAUUUACGAGUGCCAAAUAUCAACGACACCGCCUAUCGGCCAUCCCGUUUACUUGACUAUAGUCGAACCGAUCACCAUCAUCAUAGGAGCCCCUGACCUGUUCGUGAACAAGGGUAGCACGAUCAACCUAACCUGCGUAGUGAAGUACGCCCCGGAACCACCGCCCAUGAUGAUCUGGAGUCACAACAGUGAGGUAAUUAACUUCGACUCGCCGCGGGGAGGUAUCAGCCUGGUGACGGAGAAAGGGCCAGAAACGACGAGCCGUUUAAUGAUCCAGAAAGCGGUGAUCACCGACUCUGGGAUAUAUACCUGCGAGCCGAGCAACGCGAAUCCGAACAGAAUUAAGGUGCACGUUGUUGACGAGGAAAGGCCGGCCGCCAUGCAUCACGGAGAUGGAAGUUCGUCGUACGCCGAGACACUGCCAAUGUGUUUUAUAAUUUUAAUAGUAGCCAAUGUAAUAUUUGUAUAAGGGAGGGGGGUAUAUAUAGAGGAUCGAAGAGAUUAAAGGGAGAAGGGAUUAAGAGAAUUUUUACCCGGAAUUUUCGCGCGGUUUCGUGAAUGAUUCGCACUGCCUCUGUUAACUGAUCCGAUAACAUUCGCUCGGAUAUAAAUAUUUGCGCAGGGUAAAAAAACCGGAUAAUUACCUACAUUUACAUUCAAUUUCCGUGACCAAAGAGUUUUCGAUAUAUCAGCACGGCACAAUAAUCGAUAAGAGCGUAGUAUUUUGUUAAGAUAUAUCAUCAAGGGCGAAUAACGUACCGACGUUCAAAAAUUUAUUGUAUUAUUUGUAAAUAAAUUUAUUGUAUGUACAUAUCAAUAAAAACGAUUGUCUUUA